CUUAGGACGUCCCCUGUCUCCACAACAAACAGGUCACGCAGAUAAGAGGGUUGUGAGUACCUCUCCGUGGGCUGACAGCGUGUCGGUGUUUAUAUCCACUGGAUUUUUGAAUUCAGUUAUUCUUUUCCGUGAUUCAUAUUAAGAUAUUUACGCUGAUGGGACAUGGUGAUGGCUUCUACGUCGACAACGUCCAGAGGAAACAUGGCGUCUGAUUUGGAGAUGUCAAACCUCCAAGGCAUAGAGGCCUUGAAGCUGAGAGUCGGUCCCGCCCGGAGGAACCUCUUCGGCCCAGUCGACCACCAGCAGCUCCAGCAGGAAUUCCAGCAGCUCCUCAGAAUGAGCGUGGAGGUCGCCAACAAGCGCUGGAACUUCGACUUCCAGAGGGACAUGCCAGGCGAGGGCGCAAGCGUGGAGUGGGAGGGGCUGAGGUGCCAGGAUGUGCCGGCGUUUUACAGGACCUGCUUGGUAAAGCCUCGGGUCACAGCGAGAAGAAACGUGAGGAGCAACUCACUGUCAUCAGACGAGGCCAGCUCCCCCGUCUCCCGCAGCUCGUCAGGCUCCGGAGACGAGUACCUGGAAGUGACCACAAGAGGGCGCUACCAACUAGAGCGGCUAGAAAAGCGCAAACAGUCGGCUAUCACAGAUUUCUUUAAGGUGAAAAAGAGGAAGCUUCUGCAUUGCAAAACGUCCUCUCGGCAGUAGAAAAGUGCAACCACCUCCAGAGGAACAUCACUAAGUGCUCUCCACUUCUCUACACUCAACCUGAUGUAGAUCUUUUGUAUAUAUGUAGCAAUUUAAUCCAGACAUUUAAUAAGCUCAUACAAGCUUGGGCCUUAAAACCUUGGAAUUCACCUCGCGUUUAAUUUUCAGCACAAGGAAGCUACCUAAUUUAGUCAGGCUCGGAUUCUAGUAUUCUGUGGAUAUAUAUAUUAUAUAUAUAUAUAGAUAUAUAUAUACUUAUACUGUAUUUUUCUAUACGGUUUUGCUCAGCUUUUUACAAUACUGUGAAAUAAUUGCAAAUGCACUCAUUCAGGAUCCUAAAACAGAAAAAAUAGGAUACCAGAUUAUAGAGGUUGACAUUAGUCUCUGAUCUGUUCAUUUAUUAGUAUUAUAAUUAUUUUGUUCCAACUCAUUCCCUGUUAUCGAUCUUAGCAGUUUCCUACUGCCGGCACGCUCAGCACACGCUGUGCUUUGGUUUCACCCAGAGGCUCUAAAAGCUUGAGUCAGAUCAGGGGUCAAAAGGCGGCCGCAUCCCUUUCAUUAGCUCCAGCCUGGAGCGUAGUAGUAAAAAUUAUUUAUAUUUGUCACGUUGCAAGAUUAUUUUCUAAAAUAAUAGCUAAAAAAAAAAGAGCAUAACCAUAAUCCGUUGUGGAAAACGAGGUAAGAUAAACACAAACUGCCGUGCCUUGCAGCAUUUGGACUUGAUGACAAUCUCUGUAACACUCCCAACUUUGUAAAUCUAUAAAGGCUUUAAACAGGAAGUCAUUAAAAACUCCAAAGUUCAACAAAGAAUAAUAAUAAUGUACAAAUAAACUACUUUUGCUUUGUAAUAUCAGCAUAAUAGGGGUUUGUAACGAUCGUUUGAGCAACAUGAUGGAACAUGUUGAGUGUUUUAGUCAGCUUUAUGCUUGUAAUAUGUAGCAUUUUCCAUUUAUUUUGAUCCAUUAAGGGAACGUGGUGUUUUUAGUUUCUCCAGAGAUUUCAAAUACUUUCUUUUUUUUUUAGCAUAAAAUAUAAAAAGUAAAGCUCUCUCCUGCGUAUUUCGUUGCGAUCCAGUUCUUUGAUUCUGCAUGCAGGCGAAUGUCACAAUUGGGGGAAAAAAGAUGGAGGCAGCCGAGGAAUGGAUCCCAAAGGGAUUUAUUGUUUGGACAGAAUUUAUUUUUAUCCUUUUUAUUGUCCAUAACAAAUCCUCUUAACCUGGGUUUAAAUCUAUCUGUAGCUUUAUAUAUAUAAUUUUUUUAUGCUAAUUUCCCCUAAAGGGUUAAAGAUUUGCCCAAAAAAUGACUUUUAAGCACAUGAGCCUUUGAUGGCAACAAAUCCAAGAUGUUCUGAUCAUCUAUGUUCAUUAAUAACAGCUAAUGGCUCCGUUCUUGUACCUCUUUUGAUUUUAUCAAGCCAUACGAAGCAGAAAGAGCAGGAUUUUAGAUGUUUGCUGUCAGCAGGUUUCUCCAUCUAUGGGAUAUUGCAGCAGUAGUUUUACACAAAUAGCCAUAUUAUGCUGGAUUUAUCCUCUCUUACUACCUCAACGAGAUAUUCGAUGAUUUCAUUAAAGCAGCUGAGCCCGUUUAUGUUUAGGGGACAUGAAAGUGAAGAUUGAAGAGAGAGAUUGAGGUUCUGUUGUGGUGGGUUAGAGCGGUGGCCCCUGGGAGGCGGGGUGAGGGCUGCUGCGUGGGUUUGGCCGCUUUUGUUUUGCUUCAAUUUUCGUGUGAGUUUUCCCUGAACAGAUAAGGCAAGUGGAGCAGCAAUAGGGGGGGAUAAAGCAACUAUAUAUAUAUAUA
Cyprinodon tularosa is the source of this 2498-nucleotide messenger RNA. RefSeq names its product cyclin-dependent kinase inhibitor 1D (gene cdkn1d). Lineage: Eukaryota; Metazoa; Chordata; Actinopteri; Cyprinodontiformes; Cyprinodontidae. The transcript has 3 exons. Gene Ontology annotation, cellular component: nucleus. Gene Ontology annotation, biological process: signal transduction by p53 class mediator; regulation of mitotic cell cycle. The record is from RefSeq and is a predicted model, not a curated record. Gene Ontology annotation, molecular function: cyclin-dependent protein serine/threonine kinase inhibitor activity. The coding region runs from base 163 to 702 and encodes 179 amino acids.